Petromyzon marinus (sea lamprey) is the source of this 2349-nucleotide messenger RNA. Its product is annotated as heat shock protein beta-11-like. Lineage: Eukaryota; Metazoa; Chordata; Hyperoartia; Petromyzontiformes; Petromyzontidae. The record is from RefSeq and is a predicted model, not a curated record. Gene Ontology annotation, cellular component: cytoplasm; nucleus. Gene Ontology annotation, biological process: response to heat; protein refolding.
AAGAGCAAAACUACACAAACUCUAUACUGAAGCCCUCUCAUGGCAAGCAGACCUUGACAAUUUGGCUCCUGAAAAUUAUGCCAUGAGAAAGAAUACAUUCAAGCAAUUUUGAAGAUAAUAGGUUAUUUUCAGAGUUCGAACAAUGCAGAUAAUGUUCAAGAGUGUAACUUUUUUGAAACUCUGAGCAUUCUUCAAAAUCGUUUUUCAUGGCCAUAUGCAUAUUAAGUGAGGCUCGUGGAGUUUGUCCGGGAUAAUGCCACAUAUUUUAAUUUCGCGGUCCCGUAAUGGGCUGGAUAGUGGCACGAACUUGGAUUGUGACAAUGUGAAGCGAAUGUGCUUCGGGAAUGAACAAGAGGUUGGGGAACACGAUUACUAAAAAGCAAAACCAAUAAUAGCAAUAAUCGCAGAUCUGCUCCCAUGGCUAAGAUAACAGAUGAGAGUAUAUGCACUGCAUUGCCAUUGUUGCAACCGGAUACAAAUUACAAAUUAAUGGUUGGUGAAGUAUUUUGGGUAAUCUGGAAGCAUCCAUAAGUGUCUUCACUCCUGUGGAGCUCACUCGAUAUAAACUAUCAAAUAGCCCUUGUCUCAUUUUUUGACGAACAAAACACAUCAAGUAGAAAACUGCAAAGUUAGAUGUUACUACGUUAAUGGAACAUGCAGCCUGCAUUCUAUGCUUUGAGACGCUAAAGCCAGAGAAGCUUCUAUCUGAUUCACCAAAAACAAUGACUUCAUUCUCGCUCAGGCGUGUCUGUACAUGACUCAUCUAAAGCCUUAAUGAGAGAAUGUUCCCGCAAAUGCCGGCUUACGCUUAUUCGCAUUACCUGUGCUAUAUAAUUGCUGCCCUAGUUGUGCGAGCAGACCACUCUCGGACAAGAAGACAGAGCAGUACUCUACAGCUCGAAGACUUGCUUCAAAGUAAACGAUCAUGGACAUGAACGUGUACUUCCCUCCGAUGCACGCGAUGGAGAGGAGCGUCUGGCCAGGCUGGCCGGUCUGGAACCUCCACGACAAAAGUCUCUUCCAGCAGCUGGAGCGAGACAUGAGGAGCGAGAUCGGGAGGAUGGAGCAAAUCUUCCGUGGAGUCGAUCAGCUCAGCAGCCACACCUGGGCUCCGGGCACCCCCGGAAUCGCACUGCUGCAGCAGCCGGCCGUGAGUGCCGCGUUCCAGAUCGAAGCUCAGCGACAGCAGGGAGACGGGUUUGUCGCGUCCCUGGACGUGCAGGGCUUCUCUCCAAAGGACCUGGCCGUGAAGGUGUCUGGAGACAAGCUGGUGGUGGCCGGACGUCGUGAGGUCAAGCGCGAAGGCAGCGGCGCCUACAGCCACAGCUACCAGGAGUUCCACGAAGCGAUGCAGCUGCCCAAGGACGUGGAUCCACAGAGCGUGAGCUGCUGCCUGACCGACGACGGGAAGCUGAAGAUCAAGGCUCAGCGCCGCGCCCUCCCUGCCGUGACUGCUGGGAGGCUGGUGGCCAUUGAGUGAGCUGAGAAGUGCUCACCAAAACAUUAACAUACGGAAUCUAACGUUAAACGCCCUGCAGAAAGUGCUUGCUUCUUAAAUGCAAAAUUGUAACAAUGCUAAUUGUUCACAUUAACUAUCUGAAGUACAAUACAUCUAAAAUGUUACGAAGUUAAUAAACGAAACAUGCUUAAUUGUUAAAUGAAUAUACUCUUUGAACCCAAUGCCAAUUUCCAGAAGUCAUUGUUUUUCAAUUUGCUUUGCUUUGCCUGCACAUAACGUUAAUUUUGUUCUCGAUUUUAAUGCCAUGCUAUGUUAUAUUAUUUUUAAAUGCCUUUUUAUAAAGAAAAACUUGUGAUCUUUUUUUGCAAGUUCAAUUUAAUUGUUACAGUGGAAAGUCUUUAAAAUAGAGUAAUUUGAUGCUGCAAAAUACAAGAUCCCAGUAUUCAUGGAAGUUUAUGCAUUUUUUCUGUGUCCAAGUUCAAAAUAAAAUCUGCCGUUAAGGGCUGUGAAACUGGCACACAUGAUAAAACCUUCUCUUGGGAAAGGGAGGAUUUCUGACAUCCACUUACCAGCAUACACCGUUCUUUAGCAAUUCCCACAUAUUUGACGAGUCAUUGGUGAGAAUGGCCCAUUAGUCAGCCCCUGCCAAUCACGCUCGAAAGAAAACAGCACCGUUAACGAUAUAUGGAGAAAUGGUGUAGCCGAGUGGUUUUCAAACUCUGUUUUGGCGACUGUACACUCCUUGUUGAAAUUUGUUUCAACCGAGUUACCCCCUUGCCUGACCCAACAUGGUUCUGAGAAAUAAAUAAACGAAUGAUUAACAUAAAUAUUUGCAUCGAUUACCCAUUUUGUCAGGUAUCCUAACGAGCUAGUAACUGCAAGCGAAUAAA